Pistacia vera is the source of this 1854-nucleotide messenger RNA. Its product is annotated as pentatricopeptide repeat-containing protein At3g22470, mitochondrial-like. The transcript has 2 exons. Bases 12 to 878 code for a protein of 288 amino acids. The record is from RefSeq and is a predicted model, not a curated record. Gene Ontology annotation, molecular function: protein binding. NCBI's taxonomy places the organism in Eukaryota, Viridiplantae, Streptophyta, Magnoliopsida, Sapindales, Anacardiaceae.
UGUUGGAACAUAUGAUUCAGAGAGGUGUGGUUUCUAACAUUUAUACUUACGCCAUUUUAAUAAAUGGUUAUUGCUUGGCCGAUAGAAUUGGUGAUGCAAAGGAGUUGUUUGAUUCUAUAACUAGAAAGGGGUAUAGACCUGAUGUUGUUUGCUACAAUACUUUAAUCAAUUGGUAUUGCAAGAAUAAAGAAGUCAAUGAAGCUCUUAGUCUUUAUCGAGAGAUGAUUUCAGAAGGAAUUAGGCCUAAUGUGAUUACAUAUAACACCUUGUUAACUGGCUUUUUUCUUAUAGCAAAGGUGAAAGAUGCACGGAAUUUAGUUGGUGAGAUGCGACUUAACGAUGUUUUCCCUGAUUCUUGGACAUAUGACAUUUUCAUUAAUGGACUUUGCAAGAACGGAUGUGUUUUGGAAGCAUUGGAAAUGUUUAAUGCUCUAGUAAAUAAUAAGUUUGCAGUUAGCAUUGUAGGUUUGAGUUCCCUCAUUGAUGGAUUAUGUAAAACAAAGAGGUUGGGAACUGCUUGGGACCUAUUUCAGAAAUUUUCUCUUCAUGGAAACCUGGUGCCAGACAUUGUAACAUAUAACAUUUUGAUCAAUGGGCUGUGUAAAAAUGGACAACUAGAAAUGGCAAAUGAGUUGUUGUCAUAUAUGGAGGAAAAUGGUUGUGCUCCAGAUGUAGUCACAUUUAAUAUGCUUAUGUUUGGUUUCCUCAAGAAUAAUGAGAUACCAAAAGUUGUUGAACUCCUUCAUAAGAUGGUGGAGAGAAAUGUGGAGCCGACUGAAUGUACAAUGUCCUUAGUCAUGCAAUUACUAAUGAAGGCCGAAAAUUAUAGUGAAUGUUUGAACGAGCUUCCUCAAUUUCCGGUCCAAAAGCGAAAUUGAAGUUUACGUGAUAAAACUUUAGUGAGUAUUAAACUUUUUUUCGGAGCAGAAUCCUGCAAAAGUUCAUCCAGCUGCCCAAAUGCUCUAUAUUGGUUACGGUAAGCAGAAGGUUUAGUAAACACUUUUGUCUGUUCGAAUUUGAUGGGGAUGGUGAUGGGGAUGAUUGAGAAUGAUAGCUUUCCUGAUCAAACAUACGAUACGUGAUCUGUCUCUGUUGUAAGUACAUAUAUUGGAGGUGGCAGCAUUGCAGGUUGCGUUUGGAUUUGCACAUGUAGUAGAUCUUAAGGGUUUGAGGAUUAUUUUUGGUGUAAAUUUCAGUAAGCAAAAGUUGUAUAUGAGGAAUUGUGGAAUGGUUCUUACUUCAACUACGACAAUAAUGGUAGCCGCUCAAGUUCAUCUAUUCAAGCUAAUCAGUUUACUGGACAAUGUUCAGAUCUGAUAAGACUAGAACUUACCAGGUGUGUCUCUAAUGUAGUUAUGCACGAGCAUGUGCUCUUUCAGCGAUAGUUGAUGAAGACAAAGCAAAAAGAGCAUUAGAGAAGGUUUUUCCCUAGAAUAUCUUAAAGAAUAUGGAUGCACAACAGGGGCCGGUCAAUGGGAUCUACCUGUUGGAACAGUUAAAAUGACAACAUUGUAGUCGAGAAAAAUAUGGUCUGGUGUUUCAUAUGCAGUUGCUGUAACGAUGAUCGUGGGGAUUUGGUCGAUAUGGGAUUUCAAAUUGCCAUUGAAAUCUAUGAAGCAGCAUGGUCUGAAAAUGCACUCGUGUAAGAACCCCUAAGUUUAUUUAAAGCUGUUAUCUUAUAGCUUAGUUAAUAGGCUGUUAACUAAGGUAUGAGUUUGUGUUUUUUAGAUCUAAAUCUAUCUCAAAUCUGUAUAGAUUUCAUUUCAUCAUCUGUUUUGUCAGUUCAUUUAUUUUUUUUGGUGGAUGUACCGUUUAACCAUUUUCUAGUAGAUUCUUGAUGUUGUGAAAUGUUGG